Messenger RNA from Adineta steineri, 918 nucleotides. The record is from the annotation of a GenBank genome assembly. Lineage: Eukaryota; Metazoa; Rotifera; Eurotatoria; Adinetida; Adinetidae.
AUGGGAUGUGGCGCUAGUAAUUCUAAUGUUAUAUUUAAUUUCGAUCGAGCAAAACCGAUGUUUGCUGCGGGUGAAAUUAUAUCAGGAACUGUUCAACUAAAUGUAAAGGACGAUAGCUUAAAAGUCAAUGAAAUCGAUUUGCAAUUGAUUGGCGCAACUGGUUACAGUACAAGAUCGACAGACGGUAACCAACACAGCCGGACUAAUUAUCAUUAUGUCCGAUUUUUUGCGACACAAUAUGUUUUCGCACUUCCGAACGGUGGAGAAAGAGAACUGACAUAUAGUAACGGUCAAUAUUCAUGGCCAUUUCAAAUUCAGCUGCCCGAUCAAAUUCCACCAACUAUGAAUCUACCUCGACUCUAUCCACAUGUUCGAUAUUAUCUGCAACUAGCCAUCGAUAAAGGAGGACAUAAGCGAAAGAUAGGAGAAGAAAAAUAUAUAACGGUGUUUCCACGUGUGAGUCUAUCACAACAAGUACCAAAUUAUAUGACGGCAACCAUGUUCGGUAAUCAUAAUCGAAAAGACAUUACAGUCAAGGGAACACUUAACAAAAUGGGAUAUGUACCAGGUGAGAUGAUUCAGGGAACACUAGAAAUUGAAAAUCCAAACCAAAUUUUAAUUAAGCAAAUUGAUCUUUCAGUCAACGGAACCUAUAACAUUCAAAUGCAGGAAGCACAUUUUAAAGUGAACACUGGCACAGUACAAGGAAUAGCUCAGCGAAAAGGAGAACGAAUAGUUGAAAAAUUUGAGAUUAUGAUUCCUGAUAAAACCCUAUCUCCUUCUUAUCAAUUUCGAGGUGGACAAAACAAUUCAGCUGCUGCGACUUGUAGCUAUAUGUUGAAGUUCGAAAUUAAAGCUGCAGGUGUCUUUACAAAUUUCGAAAUUCUUGUACCAUUUAUUUUGGGAACUCAACCAUAA